Molecule: messenger RNA, 348 nt
Organism: Porites lobata
Lineage: Eukaryota; Metazoa; Cnidaria; Anthozoa; Scleractinia; Poritidae
Source: the annotation of a GenBank genome assembly
AUGUUUAAGAUUGAAAAUGAGACAGACUUACAUUGUAAAGUUGUUCACCUAAUUAGAAAUUAUUAUCCAAAUGCCAUCAUGGUAGCAGGACUUGGGGAAAACCAGGAUACUCCAUUCAAAAGAAUUGAUAGUUGGAAAAAGGGAUAUACAAAAGGUCAACCAGAUUUAAUGAUAGUUAAUUAUCAUAAAGAUUAUAAUGGUCUUUGUAUAGAAUUUAAAUCUCCGACUAAUAUUUAUCAAAUUUCAGAUGCACAAAGAGAAAUGAAAGAAAGGUAUAAGGAAAAUUGCUAUAAAUUUAUUCUUAGUAAUGACUAUGAUUAUUUAUGUAAGCAAGUACAUAAAUAUAUG